Tripterygium wilfordii is the source of this 420-nucleotide messenger RNA. Its product is annotated as chitin-binding lectin 1-like. The record is from RefSeq and is a predicted model, not a curated record. The transcript has a single exon. Lineage: Eukaryota; Viridiplantae; Streptophyta; Magnoliopsida; Celastrales; Celastraceae. The coding region runs from base 1 to 420 and encodes 139 amino acids.
AUGGAUGGUCGCAAUGUUUUUGUGUUUAUAAGCAUGAUAUUCCUUCUGAUCUCUGCAAUCAACGGUUCAGAUUCAAGGAAGCUCGAUGAAACCGGUGUCCCGGGGCCCACUGGCGAGAAGUGUGAACCAUGUGGCCAAACCUCUCCUCCUCCUCCUCCACCAGUACCGUCACCACCACCACCGUCUCCACCUCCACCGUCAUCCCUGUGUCCUCCGCCACCGUCGCAGCAUCCUCCGUCUCCCAAGAAGCCGCCAUCGGGAUACUACCCUCCGCCGCCGCCGUCUUAUAUUUACAUCACCGGUCCACCAGGAAAUUUGUACCCAAUUGACAAUGAUUUCGGCGGCGUCGACAGGAAUUUGAAGGUGGGUCUGUCAGUUUUCAUUGGAUGGGGAUUAUUGGGACUUUUGGGUUUCUCUUGA